Molecule: messenger RNA, 1296 nt
Organism: Fusarium falciforme
Lineage: Eukaryota; Fungi; Ascomycota; Sordariomycetes; Hypocreales; Nectriaceae
Exons: 3
Coding region: 1-1296 (431 amino acids)
Source: RefSeq, a predicted model, not a curated record
AUGGGAUCAGCCAAGAAAGGCAAGGCUUCUACAGGCGACAUGUCUCAAGACGCCAUCAAGGACCGCCGUCUCAAGAAGCGAGAACUCGAUCGCAAGGCGCAGCGCAUGGCCCGCGAACGAACCAAGAAUCGAAUCACGCAUCUCGAGGCCGUUGUGGCACACCUGAAGCAGGGCGACACGGACUCUCGUAUCUUGUCGCUGAUGGACCAUCUGUCACGCGUGACGAACGAGAGGGACAAGCUUUUGAGCGCUAUGGAGUCUCUAUCUUUCGUCAUACGGGGCCACAUUCAAGAUGCUACGGGAGGGACGGACCGACGCGUUUCCGCCUCAGCGGUCGAGAACAUUCCAGUGUUGCCAGCCCAGAGCCAUGAUGCUGUUUCUGCAGCAUCAUUCCCAGAUACUCAUGCACCGUCGAUCCUAUCCACCGAUACUUUUAUGGACUUGCUCGAUCCGCAGCUAUGGUUGGACAAGGAACUUGGUUUGCCUGCUUCUGGAACGGGACUUGGUAAUGGUGACUUCUCUGACGACCUUUUGGGCGAUCCGCAUUCCUCCCAAGAGAUGGGAAUCGCGCCGAGACUGCUUGGUACCCUUCCUUGGGACAUGCCGCCUCGAGAGGAUGUAAUUGUCCCACCGUCCACUCCCGAAUGUUCCUGCGCCAGUUCCGAGGACACCAACCUUUGGCGAGCGGCCAAUGAAGCUUUGACACGGUCAUGUUGGGAUACUCGACAGGAACCAAUGAUGGAAGAUGCAAACUGCGAGGAUGUAGUCAUCCGCGCCAUAACAGAAGGAUGGGAGAGCGUUGAGAGUAGAGGUAGCAUGAUGGACUCUUGGUACAGGCUCCGAAAGCUCGAUGACAUGUUCUGGCAUAAAUGCCAACCAACAGAAAGGCUGGCAAUCCUGACCCUGAUUUCUUGGUUGAUCGAGCACCCAGGAGGCCCCAGUCCAAAGAGGCAAGCUUCCUUGCCAAAAUGGUUACGGGCAAGGCCAUCCCAAACCCUGCCACAUUCACGUGCCAUCGACUUCUUCGCCUGGCCGGGACUACGGGAACGAUUCGUCUUCUUCCAACAUCAGUACUGCGCGAAUCUCUUCUGGUACCUGUUCCUAUCCAACUUUAAAAUUCUCUGGCCUUUUGACUUUCGCGACACCUACAUGCAGAACUCCGAAACUGGCGAGUUCCAUCUAUCCCCGCAUUUCAAGCAGUGUAUGAGCGAUCUUGGCUCCUGGACGGUUGGGCAGGGUUUCUUUGAACAGUUCCCAGAGCUGUAUGCCGAUAUUCAGAUACAUGCAGCAUCAUAG